This is a messenger RNA of Leptosomus discolor (cuckoo roller), 1578 nucleotides long. NCBI's taxonomy places the organism in Eukaryota, Metazoa, Chordata, Aves, Leptosomiformes, Leptosomidae. The record is from RefSeq and is a predicted model, not a curated record.
UGCCCUAGGUCUAAAGAUAGUAUGUACCAUGCCCUUGGAUACAGCACUAUUUUAGUUAUGCAAGCUGCCAUGACCUUUGAGCAGCAGGAUAUACAAAUGGGAAUUUCUACAAUGAAAGAAGCUUUGCAAACCUGCCAAAGAUUCAGAAAAAGAAGCACAGUGGUGGAAUCCUUGUCCAAUCUAGUUUCUAAACAGUCAGUGGAUCAGUUGAGCGAAGAGGAGAUGCAUGCUGAAAUCUGCUAUGCUGAAUGCUUACUACAGAAAGCAGCUCUCACCUUUGUACAGGAUGAAAAUAUGAUCAACUUUAUCAAAGGUGGCCUUAAAAUUAGGACGAGUUACCAAAUAUACAAAGAGUGUCAUCAGGUGCUACAGAUGACUCAGGGGAACAAAAGCAAAAUUGAAACUUAUUACCAGUUUGAAGGAGGAGUAAAACUUGGAAUUGGAGCAUUCAACUUGAUGCUGUCACUUUUACCAGGAAGGAUCCUCCGACUUUUAGAAUUUAUUGGAUUUUCUGGCAAUAGGGAUUUGGGCCUCUGUCAACUACGGGAAGGCGCAUCUGGCAGCAGUUUGAGGGCCAUUCUGUGUACUUUCACCCUGUUGGUUUAUCAUACUUACGUCUCCUUAAUCCUUGGUACAGGGGAAGCCAACCUUCAGGAAGCAGAUAGUCUCCUUGAACCCUACCUCCAGAAAUUUCCAAAUGGUUCCAUUAUUCUAUUUUAUGCUGCCAGAAUAGAUAUACUGAAAGGAAAUUUUGAAAAGGCGCAGUUGAGGUUCCAAGAAUGCAUAGCAGCCCAGCAAGAGUGGAAACAGAUUCAUCAUCUCUGUUACUGGGAACUGAUGUGGUGCUACACCUUCCAGCAGAACUGGCUUCAAGCAUAUCGGUAUGCAGACCUGCUCAGCAAAGAGAGCAGGUGGUCUAAGGCAAUAUAUGUAUUCCAGAAGGCAGCAAUUCUAUGUAUGCUUUCAGAGGAUGAUUUGAAAAGGACUGGUGAGGAUGUUGUGUCUUUAUUCAGACAAGUGGAUGGUCUAAAACAGAGAAUUGCAGGAAAAUCUAUCCCAACCGAGAAGUUUGCAGUAAGGAAAGCUCGACGCUAUGCAAGUUCUCAACCAGUGAAGCUGAUACUACCCGCCUUGGAAAUGAUGUAUGUCUGGAAUGGCUUUUCAAUUGUGGGCAAAAGAGCAGACCUCACUGAAAACUUACUGGUAACAAUUGAAAAAGAAGAAACUGCUCUGCAAAAUGAAACUAAUCAUAGUGAAUACUAUAUGGAUGAUGUGUGCAUGCUGCAGUUACUGAAGGGCCUCUGCCUGAAACACUUGGGAAGACUCAUGCAGGCUGAACUGUGUUUCAGUAAAGUAGUUCAAAGUGAGAAGCAAAUAAAAUAUGAUAGUUAUUUGGUGCCAUUCACCCUGUAUGAGUUGGGUCUUCUGUACAAACAACAGGAUGAGAGAGAAAAAGCAAUAAGAUACAUAGAAGCUGCAAAAAACAACUACAAAGAAUACUCAAUGGAGUCCAGGUUGCACUUCAGAAUUCAUGCAGCGCUUGACAGCUUGAAGGUGUCACCGGCGUCAACACCUUGA